AAUUUGCUUCCGGUUCCGCUCACUCCUUCCGGUCGCCAUGGCGACAGGGCGCCUUGGGGUGGGGGAGACUCUGGUGGCUCUCAACGCUGCCCUGGGGCCUGGCGGCCCUGUGUGGCUCAAGGAGACGCGCGCCCGCCACCUCCGUGCCCGAGACUUCCUGGCGCCGCGAGGCGCACUGCGGGCGCGCUUCGAGGACGGGCAGGUGCCCGAGCAUGUGUUCCGUGCCGUCGCCUGCCUGCAGGGCCCCGGCGUGGCCCCAGUGCUGCGCUGCGUGUCGACUCCCGCGGGUCUGUCGCUGCAACUGCACCGACCAGCCGUAUUCGAGCGCGUCCUCCGCGCGGUGGCUGCCUAUACCGCGCCCGCUACGCCUGCCUCCCUGGGCCCGCGCGUCUUACUACACUGUCCGGCACUGCGCGGCUCCCCUUGUGCACUCCGCCUGAGCCAGUUGCGUGCCGUGCUCGUGGCCGAUCACCUAGCGCGAGCUCUUCGUGCUCACGGCGUGUGCGUGCGCCUAGUGCCUGCUGUGCGGGAUCUGCACAUGCUGACCUUCCUGCAGCAACUGCGGGUGGACUGGCCCUGUGCCUCGGAGAAAGCCUCAACCGAAACCCUCAGGAGCCGCGCACUUAGAGAGCUUACCUCUGCUCAUGACGGGGGGACACUGCCCCCCGGCGUCCUGGGCAGAUUGUGCCUGAAGGAGCUGGUGGAAGAACAGGGCCGGGCAGCUGGCUAUGACCCCAGCCUGGACAACUGUCUGGUGACAGAGGAUCUGCUCUCUGUGCUGGCCGAGCUACAGCAGGCUCUGCGGUAUUGGCCAGAGGACAGCUACCCAGGCCUGCCUGGGGCCGACAGCUGCACAGUUGUACACGUGGUGAGCUGUGAGGAGGAGUUCCAGCAACAAAAGUUGGACCUGCUUUGGUGGAAGUUAGAUGACCAGGCUCCACUCAGACAGAAGCACCUGGUCUGUGGCCCAGUGAAAGUAGCUGGUGCACCUGGCACUCUGAUGACUGCCCCUGAGUACUACAAAUUCCGGCAUGCCCAGGUGUGCAAGGCCUCAGCUCUCAAACACAGUGAAGAUCUGGCACAAGACCCAGCCUGGAUAGAGAUCUUUGGAAUUCUCUCUGUGGCCACCAUCAAGUUUGAGAUGCUAAGCACAACCCCACAGAGUCAGCUCCUCCUGGCCCUAUCUGACAGCGGCAUCUCCACAAAGGGUACAAAGAGUGGCACCUUUGUCAUGUAUAAUUGUGCCCGUCUUGCCACACUCUUUGAGAGUUACAAGUGCAGUAUGGAACAAGGUCUGUACCCCACUUUUCCACCUGUGAGCAGUCUGGACUUCUCACUGCUACAUGAUGAGGGUGAGUGGCUGCUGCUCUUCAACAGUGUCCUCCCCUUCUCGGACCUGCUGAGCCAGACAGCAGUCCUGGACUGCACAGCUCCAGGGCUGCACAUUGCUGCACGCACAGAGAUGAUGUGCAAGUUCCUGGUACAGCUCAGCAUGGAUUUCAGCUCAUACUAUAACCGGGUACACGUCCUAGGGGAACCUCGACCACACCUCUUUGGUCAGAUGUUCGCCCGCCUGCAGCUUCUGAGGGCCGUGCGUGAGGUGCUCCACACUGGCUUGGCUAUGCUGGGUCUCCCUCCACUGAGCCAUAUCUAAGGCCACGAGGCCUGGAUAUAUGGGAAUGUUCACAAAGUCAUCAACUGGAAAAAAACUCAAAACCCCACACAA
Messenger RNA from Propithecus coquereli (Coquerel's sifaka), 1726 nucleotides. It is a transcript of the gene DALRD3, whose product is annotated as DALR anticodon binding domain containing 3. The transcript is spliced from 12 exons. Bases 38 to 1654 code for a protein of 538 amino acids. Gene Ontology annotation, biological process: arginyl-tRNA aminoacylation; tRNA C3-cytosine methylation. NCBI's taxonomy places the organism in Eukaryota, Metazoa, Chordata, Mammalia, Primates, Indriidae. The record is from RefSeq and is a predicted model, not a curated record. Gene Ontology annotation, molecular function: arginine-tRNA ligase activity; ATP binding; tRNA binding.